AUGGGAAGUAACAGCACAAACAGUGUAAGAACAAAGUGCACUGAUCUUCAAGUGUCAUUUCAGUACUCUCUCUAUGCAACCACUUACAUCCUCAUAUUCAUCCCUGGUCUUCUGGCCAACAGUGUAGCCUUGUGGGUUCUGUGCCGCUUCAUCAGCAAGAAAAAUAAAGCCAUCAUUUUCAUGAUCAACCUCUCUGUGGCUGACCUUGCUCACGUGCUGUCCUUACCCCUCCGGAUUUACUAUUACAUCAGCCACCACUGGCCCUUCCAGAAGGCCCUUUGCCUGCUGUGCUUCUACCUGAAGUAUCUCAACAUGUAUGCCAGCAUUUAUUUCCUGACGUGCAUCAGCCUUCAGAGAUGUUACUUUCUCCUCAAGCCCUUUAGGGCCAGAAACUGGAAGCGUAGGUAUGAUGUGGGCAUCAGUGCUGCCAUCUGGAUCAUUGUGGGGACUGCCUGUUUGCCACUUCCAAUUCUGAGAAGUUCUGGCUUAACCAACAACACUGAAUCCUGCUUUGCCGAUUUAGGAUUUCAACACAUUAGCAUGGCUUCCUCCAUUGGCAUGAUAACUGUAGCUGAACUUGGAGGGUUUUUUUUACCUGUUGUAAUUAUUACUUAUUGCACAUGGAAAACAAGAAAAUCUUUACAAGAAUUCCAAGUUCCCCCUCAGAAUACCAAAGAGAGAAAAAAGGCUUUGUGGAUGGUCCUGAUGUGUGCAGUGGUGUUCAUUGUGUGUUUCACUCCUUACCACUUCAACUUCCCAUUCUUUAUGAUGGUGAAACAACAUGUCUUUUCAAACUGUUCCUUUAUUAAGAGCACCGUAUGUUUUCACAUCAUUUCUCUAUGUCUUGCAAAUCUGAAUUGCUGUCUUGAUCCCAUUGUAUAUUAUUUUAUGACCUCAGAAUUCCGUGAUAGGUUUUUGGAACACAGUGGUUUGGCUCUUCAGUCAUGUGUGAGAUGCAAAGACAGUGCUUUAGAAAUUCAUCACAGGAAGGAGGAUCUUCAAACUAUCUCCCUUGAAAUUUUGAAUGAUUCCAAGACAUUGUAAUCAAAUUACUAGCUAGAAUAAU
Molecule: messenger RNA, 1066 nt
Organism: Mirounga angustirostris (Northern elephant seal)
Lineage: Eukaryota; Metazoa; Chordata; Mammalia; Carnivora; Phocidae
Product: putative P2Y purinoceptor 10
Exons: 1
Coding region: 1-1044 (347 amino acids)
Biological process (GO): positive regulation of Rho protein signal transduction; phospholipase C-activating G protein-coupled receptor signaling pathway
Cellular component (GO): plasma membrane
Molecular function (GO): G protein-coupled receptor activity
Source: RefSeq, a predicted model, not a curated record